AUGACUUUUUCAUUUCUUGAGAUUAUCGGGGCUCGAUCAAGAAAUUUUGCCGAGCAUCAUGUGCUUGCUGUGGGUGGAGGUCAGCCAACGGAUCGAUCUCUUCCUGGUCCAACUACUUCAUUUUCAUUAUCCGAUCCCCGACCUGCACCCCAACUCGGUUUUGCCCAAUUCUCACAAAUCAAGCUUGAGGUUCGUUCUUCGACACUAAGUCCAUGGAAUGUUCUCGGAUUGGUUAUUAUUGCUUUUCUGCUCGCAUUUGUCUGUCUGGUUCUAAUCGGAGCCUUUGUGAGAACCCGGUGGAAGCGUCGUCAAUUCGAAGAGAUCAUUAACUUUUCACAGUCAAUUUUUGUGAUGUUUAUUCAACCGAAUACCCCAAAAGUCUACCCACAAACGACAAUCGCUGCCUAUCAGGCUUUCCUGGUGGAUACUACCUUUGAUCUGCGCCGUGUCUCACCCCCAUCCACUUCUUUUCCUUUAUUGCGAAAUUCACUAUCAAGAGAUGGUUGGGAGGAAUGGGCAUUUGGUGGAUGGUGGAUUUUCACCCUUUUUGCCCUCCUUCUUUUUGCGUUUACGUCGAUUUGUCUAUGUGUAUUGGCUAUUUCGUUCCAUCGGAGGAUCAACUUUCCCGAUGAGAUGCUUUCUCAAUUGUUGACAAAUCCACGAAAUGAACAACCAAACGAGCGUCAACCUCUUUAUUCAUCAAAUCAUAUGCGAGAAUUGGAUCGAAGACGAAAGAUUUUCUCUCAACGAUUAAGAUAUUGCACUUUU
This is a messenger RNA of Mesorhabditis belari, 768 nucleotides long. NCBI's taxonomy places the organism in Eukaryota, Metazoa, Nematoda, Chromadorea, Rhabditida, Rhabditidae. The record is from the annotation of a GenBank genome assembly.